This is a messenger RNA of Gastrolobium bilobum, 1530 nucleotides long. Its product is annotated as trihelix transcription factor ENAP1-like. Bases 315 to 1268 code for a protein of 317 amino acids. The record is from RefSeq and is a predicted model, not a curated record. Lineage: Eukaryota; Viridiplantae; Streptophyta; Magnoliopsida; Fabales; Fabaceae. The transcript has a single exon. Gene Ontology annotation, cellular component: nucleus. Gene Ontology annotation, molecular function: transcription cis-regulatory region binding.
CACCAACUUUAACCGUAGACUGACCUACCCACACAAAAAACAAGGGAGAGAGAGAGAGAGGUGGACCUGACCUGACCUAGUUGUAGUUUGGGUGUGACCGCGGCGCAAGUUAGCCCACAAGUUAGCCCAUUCUGACCACGCGGCGGUGGUGGCGUCCUCAUCCAAUCAAGAUCUCAAAAUCAGCCGCACAAUAUGUCACCAAACACCACUUUCCCUACCACCACCACCAAACACUCUCUCUUCUCUUCUCUUCUUUUAACCUACCUACCCCUACCCUUUUGCUAUUCUGCGCCGCCUCUCUUCUCUCUUCCACCAUGUCCUCCCCACCACCUCCAGAUCCACCCUCCGCCCUCCCUCUCACUCUCCCAGCUCCUCCUCCCCCCUCCUCCUCCUCCACCCGCCGCCUCCCUCCGCCCUGCUGGUCCCAUGACGAGACCGUCGCCGUCAUCGACGCCUACCGCGACAAGUGGUACUCCCUCGGCCGCAGCAACCUCAAGUCCAACCACUGGCAAGAUGUCGCAGACGCCGUCGCCACCCGCUGCCCCAUCGCCUGCCCUCCCAAAACCGCCGUCCAGUGCCGCCACAAGAUGGAGAAGCUCCGCAAGCGCUACCGCAAUGAGAUCCAGCGCGCUCGCUCCCUCCCCCUCUCCCGCUUCAACUCCUCCUGGGUCCACUUCAACCGCAUGCACUCCAUGGAAAAAGGCCCCUCCCCCCUCAAACCCAACAACAACGAUUCCGGCGACGAUGACGACGCCGACAUCGAAGAUCAAGACUUGUACGACGAAUUCAAGAUCGGUUCUAACACCAGGACCUUGAAUAAACUCUAUAGGAACGGGAUUGAAGAUUCUGGUAGCGGUGGGUUCAGGAUUAGAAUUCCAAGUGGGUUAACCAUGGCGCAACCUGGGUCCAAGUUCAAUUGGAAGGCUGGUGAUCGCAAAUUGAACCCUAACCCUAACCCUAAACCUAACCCUAGACCUAACCCUAAACCUAACCCUAGCCAUGGUUAUGUGAAAGGGAAGAGGGAGAGAGACCCGAUGGGUGAGAUGGUGUCUGCGAUUAAGGCAUUCGGAGAUGCGUAUGUGAGGAUGGAGCAGAUGAAGAUGGAGAUGGCGAGGGAGUUUGAGAGUAUGCAUAUGGAGAUGGAAAUGAAGCGAACCCAAAUGAUCCUCGAGUCCCAGCAUCGAAUUGUGGAUUCUUUUGCCAAUGCGGUUUCAGAUAAGCAGAAGAAGAAGGCUAAGAGAAUGCCUUCAUCAUCCCCACAACAUUGAUAAUAGAAGCUUCCUCAACAGGCUAAUCAGUUUCCUUUCUUAAGUAAUAUUGCUUUUAGUUCUACUUUUCUUGUUCAAAUUUUACUUUUUUUUUUUUUUUUUUUUUUUAACUUGAUCAAUUUUGGUUAGGUUGGUACUGAAUGAAUCAUGAACUUGAUUCUAUUGGCCUGGCUGUUACUAAUUCUCUAGUGAUGAUUUUUCUGUUGACUUGUAGUUAAAAAUAAAAUCAGACAACAGAUUUGUUUAUGAUAUGAGAAUAUUU